Talpa occidentalis (Iberian mole) is the source of this 1175-nucleotide messenger RNA. It is a transcript of the gene SHISAL1, whose product is annotated as shisa like 1. NCBI's taxonomy places the organism in Eukaryota, Metazoa, Chordata, Mammalia, Eulipotyphla, Talpidae. The coding region runs from base 285 to 869 and encodes 194 amino acids. The record is from RefSeq and is a predicted model, not a curated record. The transcript has 4 exons.
CUGGGGUUCCGAGGCUGUGCUCAAGGCUGCACCCUCUGGACAAGCCCACCCCGCCUGUGCCAAACUCUGCCACUUGGGCAAAUCACACAACCUCUGAGCCUCCGUGUCCUCACUGGCAAAGUGGGUUAUUGUGAGAACCAGGUAGAAGGAUUGGCGUCAGGGGCUUAGUGAGCACCUCGUGGGCAUUCAGGGCCGGGCACUGGAUGUCUCACUGCCUUGCGGUGGCAGGAGCUUCUCUGCGCUAGCCCACAGGCAGCUCUCGGAGGACCGAUGCCAGCCGAACGAUGACCAGUUGUGGCCAGCAGUCCUUGAACGUGCUCGCCGUGCUCUCGGUGCUGCUCUCGGCAGUCCUGUCCGCACAUUUCCGGGUCUGUGAGCCGUACACGGACCACAAAGGCCGCUACCACUUCGGCUUCCACUGCCCUCGGCUCUCGGACAACAAAACCUUCAUCCUCUGCUGUCACCAUAACAACACGGUCUUCAAAUACUGCUGCAACGAGACGGAAUUCCAGGCGGUGAUGCAGGCGAACCUCACGGCUGGCUCCGAGGGCUAUGCGCACAACAACUACACCGCCCUCUUGGGAGUGUGGAUCUACGGCUUUUUCGUGCUGAUGCUGCUGGUCCUGGAUCUUCUGUACUACUCGGCAAUGAACUACGACAUUUGCAAGGUUUACCUGGCGCGGUGGGGCAUCCAUGGACGGUGGAUGAAGCAGGACCCCCGGCGGUGGGGCAACCCUGCCCGGGCACCGCAGCCGCAGCCCCAGCCUCCCCCGGGCCCCCAGCCACAAGCGCCCCAGGCCAUGCACACGCUGCAGGGAGACACCCACAGCCCGCUGCUGCUGACCUUCCAGAGCUCGUCGGCCUGGUGAGUGGUCGCGGCGAGGCCCAGCCGCCCUGGGUCCCUUGUCUUUGAUGAGCUUACAACACACCUGACCAUGCUUAUUGCUGUGUUUGACUCGUUGGUCACUUGAUGUUUUGCUUAUCUUGUUUGCCAAGAAGGAUUUGAAGUUGUCCAUAGUAACCACCCAUGCUGGACAGGAAAGUUGAAGUGAGAGGUAGAAACAGAGCUUAGAUGCAAACUUUGCAAAUGUGUCGCAGUUAGAGGCUGGUGUGAGGGCUGCCACCACUAAGCAUUAAAUGGAGUUGUGGGUUUCCUGGCUGCCAAGGCAAAAGGG